Messenger RNA from Dermacentor albipictus, 9779 nucleotides. RefSeq names its product polypeptide N-acetylgalactosaminyltransferase 1-like. Gene Ontology annotation, biological process: protein O-linked glycosylation. NCBI's taxonomy places the organism in Eukaryota, Metazoa, Arthropoda, Arachnida, Ixodida, Ixodidae. The record is from RefSeq and is a predicted model, not a curated record. Gene Ontology annotation, cellular component: Golgi apparatus. Gene Ontology annotation, molecular function: polypeptide N-acetylgalactosaminyltransferase activity.
CAUUCGUCCAGCCAGCAAAAAACAUGGUUGUCUCGCUGCGUGCUGCGCUGACUUUCGCUCCCGCCGAUGUCAAGUGAGUCGCUGCCCUCGCGUGCUCCUACUGACGCUUCGCGCUGCUCGCUCCACUCGGCCAGCUGGGUGUGUGCCACGUGUGUUUUCGUAGUCAUGUCGAAGAUCUUGAGAAUGCCGCGUUACGUCCACACGAGGGAACACCUGUCGCGGCUCGGCGCGUCGCCUCAGUUCCUCGGCUUCGCAGUUUGAUGGGCCGCGGGCAGCGUAGAGCACGAUGGCCCUGCUCUUCUCGCGGCGCCGUCGACCCACUCUUGUUCGUCUCCUCUCGGUGCUAGCAGUCGCCGGGGUCACAGUGCUUUUGCUUCGAAGCCGGACCACUUCCGAUGACCACCUCGACGAUCGGAUCGUCUUCCGAGAACGGCUUUCUCCGAAGUCCGGAGCUGGCGAUGACCGUGGAAAGCUGGCUGCCACCGCGAGGGACGCCGAGGUGCAGAAGGCCCAAGCACCGCGCUACCACGGCGACGAUAGCCCGCUGCUCCCGAACGUGUACGACCCGGACGAGACGGAAUUCUUCGGAAGGUUCAUUGAAGACUGGGGCAAGGACGGCGCGGGAGUGAACCUGAAGGGCUCCGAAAAAGAGAGGGCUGACAAGGAAUUCUCGAGAGCUGGCUUCAACGCCUACGUUUGCGACCGCUUACCGUUAAAUAGGACGCUGGGUGACCGUCGUCACCGCAGCUGCCGGAGGGCAAACUAUGACGUUGAGAGACUCCCCACCGCUUCCGUGGUGAUCAUCUUUACCGACGAACUCUUCUCGGCGCUCCUGAGAACUGUGUACAGCGUGAUAAAUCGCACCCCCCGUCGCAUGCUGAGGGAAAUCAUCCUCGUCGACGACCACAGCCAAAUUGACGAGAUGGCCAACGGCCGCCUGGAGCGGUUCAUCCGGCGCCACUUCCGUCCUGGCUUCGUGAAGCUCAUCACGCUGCCCAAGCGCCAGGGCCUGAUCCGCGCCCGGCUGACGGGUGCCCGGACUGCGUCGGGCGACGUGCUCGUAUUCCUCGACUCGCACUGCGAGGCCACCGACCACUGGCUGGAGCCCAUGGUAGAGCUGAUAAAGAAAGAUCGUACGACAGUGGUGUGCCCCAUCAUUGAUGUAAUUGAUGACAAGACACUUCAGUACAUGGGUACCAGUUCAGACUUCUAUCAGAUUGGUGGCUUCAACUGGAAGGGCGAGUUCAUCUGGAUAAACACGCCCGAGGCCUGGAGGAAGGCACGCAAGAGCAAAGCAGACCCAAUGCGUUCGCCUACCAUGGCUGGUGGCCUGUUUGCCAUUGACCGCAAGUACUUCUGGGAGAGCGGCUCUUACGACAGUGAGAUGGAAGGCUGGGGAGGCGAGAACUUGGAGAUGUCAUUCCGUAUCUGGAUGUGCGGUGGCACCUUGGUGAUAGCUCCAUGCUCUCACGUGGGACACAUUUUCCGUGACUACCACCCUUACAAAUUUCCAAGCAACAAGGACACGCACGGAAUCAACACAGCCCGGCUUGCUGAAGUGUGGAUGGACAACUACAAGUACUACUUCUACCAAAACCGUCCAGAGCUCAGGAAAAUAUCAUUUGGCGACAUCUCAGAGCGCAAGGCACUGCGUAAUAAACUGCAGUGUAAGUCUUUCAAGUGGUACCUGGACAAUGUGUACCCAAACAAGUUUGUUCCCAGUGAGAAAGUGUUUGCCUUUGGAAAUGCAAGAAAUCCAAACACCGGCAUGUGUCUGGAUUCCAUGAGUCACAACUAUGACAACACGGAACCGCUCGGCAUCUAUCCUUGCCACAAGGAUAUAAACAGUGGCGGUAACCAGGCAUUAUUUCUUUGGUCAUUUCACAUGCAGCUGGUGUCAUACACAUGGAAACAUGAGAUCCGCAAAGAAGACAGCUGUGCAGAGCUGUCCAGCGAGCCGGACAAAGAUGACAAGGCUGCCCGCAAGGUCAUGAUGGCCCCUUGCGGUGAAGGUGCCGAGUCCGAGGAGCGGCAGCGUUGGGACCACACACGUGGUGGCCCGCUGAAGCACCGGCAAAUGGGGUUGUGCAUCGAGGCGGCUGCCACAGAACUGGACGCUGUGCUCGCCAAGCCGUGCACUGGUGGCCACAACCAAGUCUGGUGGUUUCUGCACUAUGCCCGCCCACAAGUGGACGUUCUGCACAACAAGGUCUAAGCACUCAUGCACCCGUAUUGUUCAUGCGCGUGUACACAUGCGGUCUGUGGACUUGUGUGCAUCUCUGUCCAUUCAUUGACAACGUCCACACCUUCCCAGACUGGUUUUUCUUCGGGAGGCUGAAUGUUUCUGUGACAGUGACACUUAAUUUGAAACAGCAUUCAUGUAAGUAUAGUUGGCGGUGACAUUUGUUACGAGCUUAGACUUAUUGCUUGGGAGGAGUGUUUUUGUAUUUUGGGGGGUAAAGAGGUGCUGAUGAGCACUUCCAAAAACAUGGUUGCCAUGCAAGCAACUUGUUUCAGUAAGUGAAGUCAUGUGCUGUUGUUCUGAACGACAACUUUUUUUCUUUCUCCUUUUUUCCUCGUAUGUAACAGGCAUUUGUUUUUAUGAACCUAUAUAGUCUUGGAGGACCUCGAAAAUGUGUGUCCUUUUGCUUUCUAAGCAGGUGACAUAUAGAAGGUGGUGUGUUCCAAGUGCUUUGCUUGUUGAGUGAAAGGAGUUCAUCUAUAUUACUGUGAUGUGCUGUUCAUGUCCUAAGGGCAUGGACAGCUGCAACAAUGAAGUCUGUUGCUGCUUUAACAUGGGAAGCAGUUGAGAUUUUGUGUCAAGUUUGUACUUUCUUUUUGUCUUUGCUGUUGGAGUUAUUAUUCAUAAUCAUCAAGACACACUGGUGCCUGCAUCAGUAGAAAAUAAUAGUAUGGGAGCUCUUAAUUCUCAUUCUCGGCAAAGUAAAUUCUCAUUCUUGAUGUUAUACAACCACGGCUACAUGAAUUGGGGCAGCGCUUUUGUUGGUGACAAUAAUUGAAUGCUGUUGGUCUACAGCGUCCAGCUGUUCCUAUGCACUAUACGUAUAUUCAAGUGACUGGAUCGAUGCCUACAAAGCUAAAGUGUUUGUUACUGUGUACUUCCCUAGCCGUGCUUUGCCUUGUGAAAUUUUUCAGCCUGUGCUUGUUAAACGAGGCAGAGAAGGUUGUUACCAUCAUUGUGCUGCUGCAUGUACUAACAUGAAAUUUCUGUCUUCCGUGGAAUAGCUCUUUGUGCGUGCAUGCAUGCGUAUGCCUGCAGUCUGCUGUUGUCUUGCUCUAUGUUCUGCCAAGAAUUGUUCGCUUGCUUUACACUGUGGAUGCUUGGGAGAAUUGAAAAUGUGUGCUGCUUGCAUGUAGGGAUUGCCUGCAGAGUACUGGGGAAACUUGUUGAUUGAGUUUGGAAAACCAAUAACCUAGGUCCAAAUGAACACUUAUGAGAUGUAAAGAGGGGCUUAUUGGUAAUUCACAACUAGUUCUGUGCAGAACGAAUGACUCAUGGAUGAGGAAUAAAACCAAAGGGCACAAGCACCGGCUUUGUUGCCAUUCAGUGUCAAUGAUUUCUGUUCUACUCUUAUCCAUACAUAGCCGGCCAUGCAGAAAAUCGGCUGAGUCAAAGUAAUCACUGCUGGAUUUGUUCCAACAUAUUUCAGACUAUGGCCAUGUACAUUAGAGCAAUUCAUAAAUGCCGGAAUGUUUGCUUGAAUGAGGCAACCACUGGUGCACUUUUCACCCCAUCUUGCACUGUGGUGCUGUAAAUACUGGAUGCUUCUGGUUUGGAUGGAUUGACGUGAGACACAAGGCACAUCAGAGCUCAUUACAUGAAUGAAAGCCUCUGUGUCUGCCCUGUACGCGAGAGUUAAGUGACAAAGCUCAUGAGAAAGGCUCACUAUAUUUAUGAAGGACUAUAUACAGAAGCCCAAGAAGGUUGCAAACAUGGAAUGAUGGGCAGUAUAUACUGAAUAUACAGGCAUCCUUCUGCUUGGUUAUUUGAGAUCAUGACUUGCAGAGCAAAAGCAAAGCUAAUUCAUAGCUUUUAUGCUGCAAAACAAAGUGCCUCAUUGCAGCAAAAGGAGCAUGCCAUCUCCUGAAAGCAGUCCUAAGUUGUUUGAAUCGAAAUAGCAUGCUAUACUUGUGCUUAGCACCGAGUCAUUACUUUAGGACUUCAGAUUUACGUUACUUGUUGCCUUGCACGAUGGUAACUGCUGGUUUGAACAGUUGAGGACGGCAUCAGAUCGAUUGUGGACUUGGGAAUGAUGACACAUUGAAGAGGCACCAAGUGCACCUAGGUUGUGUUAGCCUAAUGAAUUGCAUUUCGGUGCACUGUUCAGGGUUGUUAAGGUCGCUCCCUCCAAGAAGGCUUUACAUUCAUUUGCUUCAGCCUGUUCAUUGUGUGGGAAUGUUGUAACACUGGUGAAAAUUCUCACUUAUUUUUUUUUGCCAGCUGUAUGCUAAUGCUGUGCCCAGUGGUGGCAGCAUCCUCUAGGAGGUGUCGUAACGUGCUGGUAGGAAAAAAAAAUAUGGGGCAUUUAAUUUUGUACAAAGGUGGAACACUUUUGCUUAACAGAAAGUCAUUACUGUUACUGACUUCUUUCUCUUAUUUAUAGAUCUGUUAUUCAUUAACAAGUGUGCCAGCUGCUCUUAUUGCAUAAUGUAUUCACAGAAUAGUAGUGAAAACAUUCUAAACAUGUUUGUUGUUGUACCAAGAUGUGUUGAACCUCUUACUGAAGCGUUAAAUCUAUUUACUGUUUGUAAAAAUAGGCUGUCCUGUCUUUGCAUUCUUGCUGAUUCCAUUUUAUGCCUUUAGAAAUUUUUGUAUUAUAUUUCUGCAAUACGGCUACUUUAAAUUGGGGUCAUGAUGCGUUCGUAUUCAUGAUUUUUUUUUUUUUUGCAGGCAUGCUUGCACACAAGUAAUGAACGUGAACAAAUGGGCAGUAUUUGGUGUCUUAAAAACUUCUGUUAUUUCUCGCUGCAGUGGUGCAUUACAAAACUAUUGAUGGUCCUCCUCGGUGCCUUUCUUUUUAAUGUGACUCACAGAAGAGAUGUGGAAGGAUCCUUUGGUUGUAACUAUUGAACUGGGGAUUACAACUUUAUGAAAUAGUCUGCCUUCAUCAAAAGUAACUGCUUAUCAAAAACUCCUGUUUAGUGCCUUGAAAAUAAAACAAAAAGCAAUGCACUAUUAGACUAAUUUAUCCUGUCAACACCAACAAGGUUUCACAGUAUGCAAUUAUAUAAUUUUCUCAACUAUAAUGAAAUCAAAACAUGAAAAUCAUAUUUAACAGGAUCCAUUUUCAUAUUGUACUGUGUUUUGCCAGACAGAUGAUCUAAUUCAUUAGUAAAAAAAAUCUAAAACAGAUUUUGAUAAUUUUUCACCAUUUCCACAAUACUAUGCUCUAGCACUCGUACACUAUGCUUACUAUACACUAUACUAAUUUCUGAAAAUUCGGCAUAAUUCUUUGGGUGCUUAUUUCAGCUGAAUUUUUUGUAAUAAUUUUUUGCCUUUAAUUUAAUAAUUUUUUGCAUCCACCAGUUACCAGCUUACCAGGUGAAUGUGUGGUUCAUUGUAUUGAUACAUGUAUUGUUCAUUGUAAUAUGUAUUGACACUGAAAUGUGCUGAAGGACUGCAGAUUUAAGUCUUCAGAACUGUUGUUGUGUGUAUUGGUUGCAGUUAACUAAGUUUUUGAUAAGCAGUCUAGCAAGGACACAAUGCCAUACUGCAGUAUGACUAUGCAGAAAUCAAAAGCGGUAGUAGUGUCAUAGAUAAUUGACCUUAAACAGAACGAGACUAUUUGUAUCAUUAUGUGAGCACAGAGCUGCAACAAAUACCACGGAAAAUGAUAACUAGAUUGAUACCACCCUGCGUUACCAUCAGGGAAUUUUCCCAGUUUAUCCACCACUUGUACCCCCCCCCCUUGUGCCGUGCCCUGCUUCCCAUUUCCAUUGCAACAAGAGCCGAAAUGGAGGCAAAUAAUAAUAAUAAAAAAGUAAAAAUUGUUUGGGUGACAGGGGUGACAGGGCUGACGCAUGACAUUGACCUCGUCAAGGUCCCUGCUUCGGGUUUUAUGUUGGCUCACACCUGCAUGCCAUUUACUAUCUUGGCUCUUGGGGUAAAUUUGCUUUUACGGAUUCUUUUGGGUUAAAAUUGAGCUCCAGAAAGAAAAUUUGUAUUCUUUGUACAGUUUAAACUAAAGAUGCUCAACCCUUGCUAUACUUUGCAUCUAUUUACUCUUUUGCAAUGUCCAUGUAUCAGUUGCACAUCUUCAUUCUUCCCUUUUCCCCCUUUUUUUCUAUUUUGGCACACUAGUGCUAAUUCCAUUUUUGCAUUCCAUAAGGUAUCCUUGCAUUGUUGCAUAAUGGUUCUGUUGGCAGGGACAAUACCUGCUCCAUAAUUAGUGUGUGCAUUUUAUACAGGCCACUAUGUGUACAGUUAUGAAAACUUCCAUCAGACCUCCAAGAAGAUCUGUUUUGUUUACUGUAGCAUGCACUCUAGUGCUUCAGGAAGCAGUAUCUGACAGCAUAAGUUUAAUUUCUAGAGGCAUUCUGUAUUGGGGAUAUAACUACAGCUGGGUACAACUUCAGAAGACAGUGGCAUUUGGCCAUCAAAGGCGGAUGCACACGAGCCUCCAUAAAUGGUCGCACACUCUAGAUUGACGUCGUGAGCCGGACAGCUGGUGACCCUGCUGACAGAGAACAUUGCAGCCCGUGCUUCGAACUGGGCUGAGUCACGCCAGCAGGACUAUUUCUUCAGUUGCUGAGGCACUUCAGUCAUCUGAGCGGGGCCUCUCCUGCCUUCUUAAGUUGUACCCAAAUAUAGACCUGUGUCGGCUAUGCAUAUUUAAUUAUACUGCAACUAUGCAAAAGCAGCAGUUCUGAAUGCAAGUUGAAUAAGGCAUUUGGGUAAAUCUUCAUUGCUGUAUUAGGAUGGUUCCUGAACUUCGAUUAGAGGCAUGCAGUUGUAUGCUGUUGCAUCAACGAUGUGUGGCACACAACAAUUGCAUUUAACUGUUCAGUUUGUCAGUUGUGUUAUCCAAAUAGUAGGAAUGCCAUCCACAGCUGUGUGCACAUGAACAUGAAAAGAAACACUUUGACAGGAAGUCACUGGCUCUAAAGAAAGUCAUGCUGACAGCCUGGAACAUGCUUUGUAUGUAGGGCAUGGAUUUGGUGUUGUUAUAUUAGCUUGUGGUAACAUCGUUUGGUCAUGUUGUCCUAUUAAGUUGUAUCAAGUGUGUAGGAGGAGGAGACAAAGGAGGGAAAAGACAGGGAGGUUAGCCAGUGUAAGUACCGGCUGGCUACCCUGUGCUGGGGAUAGGGGUAAAGGGAAUAAAAGGAGAAAGAAGAAGAAGAGGAAAAAAAGAAAAAAAAAGAAAAUUCACAGAGUAACGCGAAACUACGCUCUACAACGUUCAAAGGAUCAAGUGUGUAAAUUCUAUUGCUAGUAUUAGGCACUCUGGCAUUUUACUAUCAUUCAUGACCUACACCUUAUUUCCGGACCUGCGAAGAUGCAUUAGGCAGGAACAACACUUUGCAGCAAUCCUUGCUGGUAGUGCUUAUGUAAAACGCUUUCGUAGGGUGCUCACUGCCAUGUGGGCUGGUGGAAAAGUAGUGUAAAAAACUUUGCUUCCAACUCGCCUAAUUUGGACGCUAGACUUACUUCAAUAUAGCAUUGCAAAAUUAGGAAUUAAGAUGAGAUGAAAGCUUUAGAAAAAAAACAAUGAUUGUGUGUAGUAAACAUGGAAAGGGUCUUAUGGCAUUGAUAUUUUUUCAUUCACUCCUUAAGAAGUUCUUGCCAUCUUGUGUGCUGUCGCACUUGAUAAAGGUGCAAGUGCGAUGAAAUUGUAGCACACCCUAACAUACUCUUGAGUAGAAGUGUGAAAGCCGGGCUACCGCUUGUUCCACGUGAUGUUGCAAAAAUGUAGUGUCGCCCUGUUGCUUGUUUAUGGACUGAGUGUUGCAGUACACUAUUGAAAUAAGUAGUUUCGUCAGUUACAGUGUUGUGGCACAUUAACCAAGGCAUUUUAUUUUGGAAGACUGCUUAUGUCACAGUGAUGCAGAAAGAAUGCAAACUUCUUCAUUAACAGAGAUGACUGUGUGCAUUUACCACGUGCACUCAAGUUUCCUUGUGAUAAAUGCAUGGUGAGGGCUGUCCAUAAUGUUGGCUACUGCAAAAUAUUUUUAGAAAGAGCUGUCUUUUUUCUCUUUAUUUUUCUGUUGUGGUACUGGAGUGCAUGACUGUUGCAGCAGUUUGAAGAUGCUGAUGUCACAAAAGUGUUAUGCUUGGAUAUGUAGUUACCUGUGUUAAUGCGUGCUCACAGGUCCACCUUGUGCUUGUACCAUUACUUUUGCUUGUGAAAAGACAUUCUGAAAAAUUUAUUCAGAAGCAUUCCUUUGAGGCCAUCAGCUUACCAUGUUGUAAAAAUCGAAAACAACUUUGGACAAUAACUGCCAUGUGUGCUUAUUGGUAAUAGUUCCUGUGUUGAGAGCAAGUCGUAUACUGAAAGGGGACUGCUUAACAACAUUCAACCAGGAUUUCUAACAGGUAUGUUUAACAGGCGUGAGCAGUUAAUUACUGACUGUAGUAGUGGUGUAUGGCCCACACAGUGUACAAGAUUUUCUGUGUACUUUGAGACACUCUACAUUUUAAAUUUGUGUCUGCCUUGGGUUCUGUCAGGGUGUCAACAAAUUGUGUAGCCUGACAUCAGUGUUACUUUGCUGGAAUUGGCAAUAAGGUAUUCACUCUAACUACAAUUUUAAGAACGGUCAGCAAAAGCAUGUGAAAAACAUUUGUAGUAUUUUUUAAAUGUGUACCCUGGUGGUAAUGUACUUAACGCAGCUAUCUGUUUUCAUUUGUGUGUCAGCGUAAUAAUAUUUGGCUGUGAAAGGCAUAGCAACAUAUUACAGGAAUAGUUGUUGCAAUUACAAAACCCAUUCAAUGUCCUUUCAGUCAAAGACCUGGCAUGCUUGAUGUAAACAGAGGGCUGUGUCAACUUGAAGUGUUCACAGUAGAUGAUGAUGUGUGGCCUCCUCCUCUUACAUACUGAAGCAUUACAUUUCAAAUGAGCCAAUUCAGAUAGUUCUCCCUUUUGUGCCAAGGCUUGCUUGUACCAAAUUCAUACUAGCAUGUUCUUUGUAACAUGGUUCGACGUAUAUUAGUGCAGCAUAACUGAUCUACAAAAUGGUUGGCUGUUAAUAGCUCAUAGUCUCAGGUAUCCAUAUACUAACGGUGAUAUCACAAGCCAGAUAUCAGUGCAAACAAUGCUAGCUGCAAAGUGUAGCUUGCUUUCUGUUAGUCUGCCACCAUUUCAAUGGGGCACCUAUAGCCUGUGCCCCCUGGUGAAAUGUUUCUUGCUUGUGGACAUAAGCCCACUCUAUCAACUUGCCUCAACUUGGCUGUAGAUCACUGUCCGCUUAUUCUAGACGUUCGCUUGAUCACUUACGUGAUUUUAUGCCUAGGCUGAUCGGGGGCCAGGCAGUGUGCUGUUCUGUCUUGUUUAAACUUUUUCCGUUUAAGCGAACCAUGGCAUGUCUGCCACUGCGUUUGUUCCUGCCGUGAGGCUCCUAUACAAAGUCGACGUUCCACUGCCUCAUUGCUGCACAUGCAACUCGCGUACAAAACAUGCUGUGUGCAACUUGAAUCUUAGGGAUAUGUUGUUUUACUGUAAUUGUGGCUGUCACAUCAUGUGUAUACAUACAGAGAAUGUGUACAUAGACAUCUAUUUUGAAAGGAGUUGAGAAUUAAAUCUUUUUUGUCUUUUUCGUUGUUA